Molecule: messenger RNA, 2106 nt
Organism: Paramecium octaurelia
Lineage: Eukaryota; Ciliophora; Oligohymenophorea; Peniculida; Parameciidae
Source: the annotation of a GenBank genome assembly
AUGUCGUAAGACUUAAAGAAAUUUUAAGUCUAAGAAGAAAAUCAGAUAUAAAAGAGUAUUAAUGAAUAAUCCAAUCAAAUGGAACAGACAUAGAAAAAAUAAUUUACAAAAUUUGAUAAUGAUAAUUAGAAUGAUUUAAAUUGUACUGUUUAAAGAGUUAAAACAACUUAAUAAUAAAAAAGCUUUAAUUUACCUUAAAAAUAAAGGAAUUCAUCUUAUCAGGAUAUUAAUGACAAUUUAUAUGACAAACUUCUAAAUAAUAAGUAAAAAGUAUAAUUCGAUAAUCAUGUUGAAAAAUUAUAAAAAAGCCAAUAGUUCAGAAGAAGUAAUUAAUAUAAAUCGCUUAGCAAUAGAUAUACAAGUUCAGAAGGCGGUUAAAUAUAUGAUUAGGUGAGAUAAGCAAAUCUUUUGGAAGAUAAUUAAAUUGAUUCAAUUAAUAAAUAUGAAUAUUACGACUCAAAAUAUACAGAGUGUAGAGAUAAAUAAACUAAUGUCUUAUAAUAUUAUCAAAGUCAACAUUUUAAUGAAGUGUACAGAAAGAGGUAGGAUUAAUUGUCCUGUUCAUUUUAUUCUAAAAACUCUAAAAAAGUCGUCAUUAAAACGAAUUAGACUAUCUAUUAAAGAUAAAUCAAAGAAGAAAAAGAUCACAAUGAUUCAAGUGAUUCGAAUUAAUCAAGAAUCUCUAAGGAUACUUAAGAAUAAGAUUAAAAAGACUAACAAUCUAAACAUGAAGAGAUAUAGAGUCUAAGAAUAUCAAAAAUGUCUGACCUUAGUGAUUAAUUGAAGAAUGACUUAUAGAUAGAGGAAGGUUAAGGAAUUGAAAAUAGUCUGGGAUCUGAUUUUCAUUAUUUUGAUAGCAAUAAAAGUUCUCUCAAUCAAACUCCAUAAAGGAAAUCUCUUAGAGAUAUAAAAUUCUAUAAAAAUUAAGUACCUAGUCUCAAAAUAUAACAACAAGAAAAUGAAAAAUAUUUUUCAUAGGCAUCCAGUCCGCAAAACAACCUAGAGAAGUAAUGGUCCAAGAAAUUAUAAAUUACGACUGAUGGUUUAGGUUGCUAAUCUAAUUUAAUUUCACCUAUAGUUGCAUAUCAUGAUAACGGAUAACAUAAAAAUACUAUGUCCUUUGGGAGAUAAUAGGGGUACAACAGUUUUUAAAAAUCCUACAAAAAGUAUAACCAAAAUUGCAUCAGUCCAUUUGACUGUAACACUCCAAUUAAUGAAGAAUCUAAAUUUAUAAAUGAACUUAAAAAAGGGAAUAUUGCAAAAAGCAAAUAGAUUGAAAAAGAGUAGGCUAUGAUAAGAGUAUUAAAAACCUAAUCUGAGAAGAAGUAGCAGAGUUUUGAGUAUGAGAAAAAAAUUAUGGAACUUGAACAAGAACUUAAAUUGAAAGAAGAACAAAUGUAAUUGAAAGAUGAUAUAAUAAGUGAAUAACUAGAAAAAAUUUAAUAAUAUAACCAAAGAAUAAGUCUAAUUCCAAAUGAAGAUGAUUGGAAUUCUGAUUUUCAUAAUAUAAGGGAAUUUAUUGAUGAUUAUAAAAGCAAUAUAUAUUAAUUGAUAUCUCAUAAGAAUUCAAAUAUAUCUUUUAUUAAUUUGAAGAAGUAAAAGUUUUAGGAAUAAUAAAAGGAUAAAUUCAAUUAAUUCAGUACCAAAAAUUCAACUUAGACAAAUUAAUAAAUAUCUGAAGAAUAAACCAAUUCACAAAUUAUAAGCAUUUAGAAAAAUUUAAUUUUAUCACCUAUUUUCGAAAAUAUAAUACUCUUACAAUAAAAAUCUUUAGCACUUGGAUUUGAAUUUGGCCAUGCUGUCCCAGAACUUUUUUAAAAACUAUAUUACCUUAGUAAAAGAGAGAAGUUUAGAAAUAGAUUACUUGAUAUGAAUGAAUGCGUAAAAUAUGAAAUUCAAGAAUUAAAUAAUUUUUUAAAGAAUCAGAAUAAAAACUCAAGUAUUAAUGAAUUGAAAGAGACACUUGAAUCAGAAAUUAUCAUAUAAAAAUACAUUUAUUAAAAAAUUUACAAUAUAUCUAAUCUAUUCAAAGAAAGAAUAAUGUAAAUAUAGGAAGGUCACAAACAAAUGUAAGAGUAAUUGAAAAAAAAUACUCUAUGUAAUUGA